AUGGCAAAUAAUCAGGGAGGUCGAUUUCAAGUCUUGUCAUUCCCUGGAGAUCGAUCUUCCAGCGGCCGCGUCCAGAAUUACAAGCGUCGAAAACUGCAUCACAAGUCGCAAAAGGGAUGCUUGACAUGCAAGAGACGCCGAAUCAAGUGCGAUGAACAAACGCCGACAUGUCAGAACUGUGUCAAGCACGGCGCGAAAUGUACAUACACCCUGCUAGUGUCGCCUCAAGCAGACCGGGAUCUCCGCAAAAAGGUUCCCUUGAAUUGGUUCCCUAAUCUUGAUUCGAACUUGUUCAACUAUUUCAUCGAGUCGGUCGUGAAGACCAUGAUGCCACUGUCCAGCUGGGGAAUGGCCGCCCAGAAUGUCGUCUACAUCGCUGUAGAGGAGCCACUUGCCAUGCACUCUGUCCUUGCGGCGUCGGGGUGUCAUUACAGGUAUCAUUUAAAAUCACCGCGAGACCGAUGCCUGAGUGAAACAUAUCAUUCAAUGCAAGCCUGCUCCGGCUUAAGGCGGUGCCUAGAAAUGCAGCAGGUAGACAAAGUCGACGCCGCCAUCACGACCUCGAUGUUUCUGGGAUCCAUCUCCUUUGCCGAUCUGGAAGACGAUUUCCAAGUACCCUUGAAAGAUCGCCGGAAGCCCUUCUCCUGGCUCGGCAGCCAACUUGGUCUCGGCUCGAUCUUGACAUUGUUCAAAUCUAAAUCCAACGUGCAGGACAGCAUGUGGAUCAACACCUUGGAACCAACAGCGGAAACUGUUCUGCACCUACUAGACGACGGGCUACCGGGCACCGCGGCCACCGACGGUCUCCCAGAUGAGUUCGCUACCAUUUUCGGGGUUUGUGAAACUUCUGGCCCCUUGACCAACUCCCACCACAAGGUUCUUCGCAGACUGUGCCGCCUCUUACCUAUUGUUCCCGAAAAUGAAGUGGCCCUCCUACAGUACAUGCAGUUCGUGGAGGUCAUUUCUUCACAAUUUCUUCAUCUCCUCAACUCUCUCGAUACGCGAGCCCUCUUGCUUGUAUCGUACUGGCUUGCCCUCCUGUGCGCCGAGGACUGCUGGUGGACACGUCGACGCGCUCAGAAUGACUGCUGGGCGAUCUGUGAACACAUUGAACAAACUGGGGACAAAUCUCUAUGGAGGUAUAUGGAUUUCCCGGCCGCGGCCUGUGGCUACCCUUACACCGGUGACGCGCCAGCCGGGCAGCGGUUGGUCGAGUGGUUCCGAGGUGAUCAACUUCAGAGUUCAGAUUUAUAUCCUGCCAGCACCAGUAGCAACGACCCUGGUAAAGAUUUGGCAAGCAAUCUUCUUGCAGCCAAAUAA
This is a messenger RNA of Exophiala oligosperma, 1320 nucleotides long. RefSeq lists its product as uncharacterized. The record is from RefSeq and is a predicted model, not a curated record. The coding region runs from base 1 to 1320 and encodes 439 amino acids. Gene Ontology annotation, molecular function: DNA-binding transcription activator activity, RNA polymerase II-specific; zinc ion binding. Gene Ontology annotation, biological process: regulation of transcription by RNA polymerase II. The transcript has 3 exons. NCBI's taxonomy places the organism in Eukaryota, Fungi, Ascomycota, Eurotiomycetes, Chaetothyriales, Herpotrichiellaceae.